This is a messenger RNA of Lodderomyces margitis, 1770 nucleotides long. Its product is annotated as anaphase promoting complex subunit. The coding region runs from base 1 to 1770 and encodes 589 amino acids. Gene Ontology annotation, biological process: cell division. Gene Ontology annotation, molecular function: protein binding. NCBI's taxonomy places the organism in Eukaryota, Fungi, Ascomycota, Pichiomycetes, Serinales, Debaryomycetaceae. The transcript has a single exon. The record is from RefSeq and is a predicted model, not a curated record.
AUGGGCCAGAAUCAAAAGACGCCUCAGCAACACAAUUCCACCCUCUACAUCUCACCCAUGCUAAAUCGAAGAAAGGAGAUCUUUAAAACUCCACCAAAUCCAGCAUCAAAACAACCAAAGUUAUUCGAGUCACCAAGUUCGUCCAACAAAUCACUGUUUUUCAAUUUGGAUAAAUCAUCGCAUAAUCUAACCGUGCAAAGUAAAAGCGAUGAUUCAUUUGGAGGUACCGAUAUGUUAACACCGAUUGACAGAUUGCGUCUUUGGAGGCAUGAUGCAAUCACCCAGCAUCAAUACAAAACAGCAGAGUUUCUCAGCGAUAAGAUAUUGGACAUAACCAAUGAUUCAAAUGAUGCAUUUUGGCUAGCUCAGGUGUAUUUUAACCAGGGCAACUACCUACGAUGUAAAGACUUGGUAUUGUGCAAUGAAGAAUUCGCCAAGAGUAUCAUUUGUCGAUAUUUGGCUGGGUAUAGUUUGAUAAAAUUAGAUUUGUGGGAUGAAGCAUUAGACGUAAUUGGAGAAACAAAUCCGUUUGACAAAGAUGAUCGAUUGAAAAAUGAUGAUGGAGGGGUAAAGCUAGAAGCAUCCAUGUGCUAUUUGCGUGGUUUGAUAUACAGUGCACAAAGUAAUUUUGAAAAAGCCAAGGAGUGCUAUAAGGAAGCAUUGCGAGUCGAUGUUAAAUGUUAUGAGGCAUUUGAUGAAUUAAUUUCUAAUAAUCUCAUGACACCAAACGAGGAGUGGGAGUUUGUCACUAAUGAAUUGAAUUACCAGGAAGUAGACAGUAACGAUGAUUUAAUAAGACUACUUUACACUACCAAGUUGAGCAAGUACUUGAAUCAGGACAAAUUCAAUGAAGCGGAACAUAUACUCAGAGAAGAGUAUGAUUUGAAUGAUAAUUGCGAUUUAAUGUUGAGUCAAGCCGAUCAAUUAUACGUUCAAGGUAGUUUCGAUGCAUGUUUGAACCUUUGUGAAAAGAUACUUGAGAAGGACCAGUACAAUUUUGAUGUAUUACCUAAUUACCUCAGUUGCUUAUAUGAAUUGGGUGGCAGAAAUAAGCUAUUCUACAAAAGCCAUCAACUAGCUGAGUUUCAUCCGUCUAACCCAAUGACUUGGUUAGCCAUUGGAACCUACUAUCUCUCGAUAAAUAAAAUCAGUGAAGCUAGAAAAUAUUUCAGCAAAGCAACUAUCCUCAACCCUAAUUUUGGCCAAGCUUGGAUUGGGUUUGCUCACACGUUUGCCGCAGAAGGAGAACACGAGCUGGCAAUUAAUGCCUAUGCAUAUGCUGCGCGAUUAUUCCCCGGAAGCCAUUUGCCGAUGUUAUUUCUAGGUAGCACUAAUGUCAAACUAGGCAACUUGAACCUCGCAGAAGAGUAUCUUAAAAAUGCCUACCAUUUUAAUCAACAUUGUGAGCUAACAUUAAAUGAAUUGGGGGUGCUUUAUUUCCACAAAAAUAGCUUACUCACGGCUGAAUCGUAUUUAAAUGCAGCAUUGAAAAUUGCCAAUCGUAGUUCAAAAACCUGGGUAUCAAUAAUGACCAACUUAGGUCAUGUAUUAAGAAAGCAAGGAAAAUUGUUGCUGGCACUAUCUAUAUUUCACGAAAUUUAUGGUAACGAUGCCAAUAUUGCUUCCACGAUUGGUCUUAUUCAUAUGAAGCUAGGCGAGUUUGUAGAAGCAAUUGAAAACCUACAUAAUGCUCUUGCUAUCGAACCGACCAAUCAAAUAGCCAAGGAUUUGUUAGAUAGAGCUUUGAAAGAAGCUAUAACAUCUAGCUAG